This is a messenger RNA of Cannabis sativa, 732 nucleotides long. RefSeq lists its product as uncharacterized. The coding region runs from base 1 to 732 and encodes 243 amino acids. The record is from RefSeq and is a predicted model, not a curated record. The transcript is spliced from 2 exons. NCBI's taxonomy places the organism in Eukaryota, Viridiplantae, Streptophyta, Magnoliopsida, Rosales, Cannabaceae.
AUGGAAGAGCUUAUUAAGGUAAAAGAAGAACUUAAAGAAGCCAAAGAAAAAGCCACGCAAUCAUGGCUCGACUCACGUCCCUUAAUCGACGAGCUCGAACGGCUCAAGCAAGUCCUCGCACGUGCUGAAAAACGACACAAAAACAUGUACUCCAACGACCAAAACGACACUCUAGUCUUCGACCUCCAAUCACAGCUGGAGUCCAUCAACCAGAGAAUAAAGUCAAAGAAGAAAGAAGAGGUCAACGCCACCAUGAUGGUCAACGAAAUGAAGUACUGUAGGGACUUGGAUCGGCUACGUGAUGAGAUGGAGGAGCUCAAGCUCAGCACGGCCAAAAAACGACAAUCAAAGCUGAAGCUGAAACGAGCUUCGCGGCUCAGGAAGCAAAGACUUCGCUCGUUACACCUGGCGCUUGCGGCUUCACGGGAAGAAGCCGAGGCUUACGGUGCAUCCGCAGCCGAAACGACUCAGUAUAUGGAUUUAUAUAACUCGGCUGUCAGUGUCGUUCGGCUCAGCCACGAAGAGUAUCAAGGCUUGCGAAAGAGAUUUGAGGAGAGCGACUCUAUUGCCACGUGGCGUGUUUCUGUUGCGGAAGGAGAGAAGCUGGCGGCUGAGUCGAGGCGUGACUUGGCUUUGGCUAAGUUGAAAGAAGUGAAAGCUGGGAAAUUAAGAUUGAUGAUGAGAGAGAGGAAUGAUCCAUUGCCAAAGAUGACCGAAGACCUGUACGACUGA